Messenger RNA from Corylus avellana, 2519 nucleotides. RefSeq names its product proline-rich receptor-like protein kinase PERK15. Gene Ontology annotation, biological process: protein phosphorylation. The record is from RefSeq and is a predicted model, not a curated record. Gene Ontology annotation, molecular function: ATP binding; protein kinase activity. NCBI's taxonomy places the organism in Eukaryota, Viridiplantae, Streptophyta, Magnoliopsida, Fagales, Betulaceae.
AAGAUCAUGCAUAAUAACCUUUACAAAUUACAACCACUUCACACUUUAUUAGUAUUACAUACUUUCCAGGAUAUGCUCUCACAAUCACAUGAACAACUCGUCAAUGUCUUCUUCUUCUUCUUCAGCAGAGGCACCAGCUCCAUAUGUUAAUUCUCCUUCACCUGCAACCAGGCUGUCAUCACCACCACCAUCACCAGCUCCAUAUGUUAGUCCACAAAUAGCGCCAACUUCUCCCCUGCGGCCGGCUUCUUUGCCUCCUCCUCCUCCUCCUCAAGUGGUAGCAUCGCCGCCUAUGAAUUCAGAGCCUCCUCUAACCUCUCCUCCGCUGCCUCUUCCAGCAACUCCAACGCCGCCCGUUAUAUCUCCUCCUCCUCCUCCGUCACCGUCACCGUCACCACCACCUUCAGUCACAGCCACUCCUCCUAUAUCUCCACCACAACUGCCUCCUCAACCUCCAACACCACCACCACCAUUAAUACUCACUUCUCCUCCCAUAUCUCCUCCACCCCCGGCAACUCCAUUAGGGCCGACUCUUUCUCUGCCACCCACAUCAGCCCCUCCCUUACUGCCAACACCUCCUCCUCCUCCUCCUCGAAAACCAACUUUAGCUCCGCCCUUUACAAAAAGGCCAAGUGGCUCACCGCCACCAUCGGCAUUGGCAUCUCCGCCACCUCCUCCUCCUUCUCUCCAAGCUCCAAAGUUUCUGACAUCUCCCCCAGAGCCACCGCCACUAGUAAACCGGAGUCUGCCGGUAAAGCCGCCCAUUAAUGGACAUUUUCAUAUAUCAGCAGGGCUUGCGGUUGGAUUUCUCACUGGUGUGAUUUUCCUUGUUAUAAUUGCGCUUGCCCUUUUAUUUGUUUGUUGCCAAUAUAGGAGAAAAAAGAAUCAUGGGCCUGUGGAGGAUCACUACAAAUUGCACGGCUUGGCGCCUAAAGGGGCACUGAUGCUCAAGGUGUUACCAAAUCCUGGCAUGAGCAGCAGUGAGGGCUCAGGAUCUGGAAAUCCAAUCCCACCUGCCUUGAGUCUCUCAAGUGGAACCAUGACAUAUGAUCAGCUAGUUGUAGCCACCAAUGGCUUCUCGGAGACCAACCUUCUCGGGCAAGGCGGUUUUGGGUAUGUCAACAAGGGAAUCCUUCCCAGUGGGCAACAAAUUGCAGUUAAGCAGUUAAAGAAAGACAGCGGGCAGGGGGAACGGGAGUUUCAGGCUGAGAUUGAGACCAUUAGUCGGGUGCACCAUAAACAUCUUGUUUCAUUGCUUGGCUAUUGCGUUACUGGGGCAGAGAGGUUGCUUGUUUAUGAGUUUGUGCCAAACAAUACCUUGGAAUUCCACUUACAUGGAGAAGGGCGCCCUGUUUUUGAAUGGGCAGCUAGAAUGAGAAUUGCUGUUGGGUCUGCAAAAGGAAUAGCAUAUCUUCAUGAAGAUUGUAAUCCAGCAAUCGUUCAUCGUGAUAUCAAGGCAUCUAAUAUUCUUCUUGACUUCAGGUUUGAGGCAAAGGUUUCCGACUUUGGACUGGCAAAAAUAUUUUCAGAUACUAAUGCUAGCGUAACUCAUAUCUCCACUCGAGUGGUAGGAACCUUUGGGUACCUAGCUCCAGAGUAUGCAUCAAGUGGUAAAGUAACAGAUAAAUCAGAUGUUUACUCAUAUGGGGUCAUGCUCUUAGAACUCAUAACUGGACGUCCGCCUAUCAGUAAAAUAGACUCCUCAAGGAAUGAGGGCCUGGUUGGCUGGGCUAGGCCUUUGCUCUCUCAGGCACUAGAAAAUGGAAAUUUUGAUGCUCUUGUUGAUCCAAGAUUACUGAGUAAUUACAACACCAGUGAGAUGGCUAUAAUGGUUGCUUGUGCUGCUGCUUGCGUGCGCCAUUCUGCAUGGCUUCGACCACGAAUGAGCCAAAUAGUUCAUGCUCUAGAAGGACAUGUUUCUCUGAUGGAUUUUGAUGAAGGAAUGCCACCGGGACUUGGAAGUUUGUACGGAUAUUCAGGAAGUUCAAAUUUUGAUGCCCAGAAAUGCAUGGAAGAGAUGAAGAAGUUCAGUAUGGCAUUGGAGAGUCAGGAGUAUGGCUUCAGCAAGUAUAGUGAAAGCACCAGCGAGUAUGGUCUUGACCCUUCUGGCUCAAGCAGUGAGUUCCAGGACAACCUCAAAUCAAGAUAGCAGAGAUGAAUAUUGAUGGGAAUUUUGGUAUCUGAUGCUCAAUUUUUUCCCCCUUGAGACACAGAGAGAGAGAGAGAGAGAUUACUUCCUUUUUGUUAAUAAUAGUAUUCAAAUAGCUCUAAUUUUCUUGCUCAGGCUUGUUGGACAUUUGCAACAUGUGCUAGUACUUCAUGUUGAUCAUCCAAGUGCGACAGGCAAUGAUGCUCAUCAUAGCAGCUUAGCCACUGAAUUCCCAGUACAUGGUGACUAGAAAUUUAUUAUAGAAUGAAGAAAAUAAGAGAGCAGCGGAAGCAAGAAAGAAAGAGAAUAUAUAGAUUUUGGGGCGAUUUAGUGGAGAGCCCGAACCCGAUAAGACUACGUCUUUAUUGAA